Molecule: messenger RNA, 1121 nt
Organism: Triticum aestivum (bread wheat)
Lineage: Eukaryota; Viridiplantae; Streptophyta; Magnoliopsida; Poales; Poaceae
Exons: 11
Coding region: 1-957 (318 amino acids)
Source: RefSeq, a predicted model, not a curated record
AUGGUGCGCCUCGGCGGGCGGUGCUCCGGUGUAGAUCGGGCCCAGAUUCGGCGGCGGCGCGGCCCUUUGGCGGCUGGCGGCGGGGGUUGGCUGGCGGAGCCCUGCAGGCCCAGAUUUGGGUCAGGGCGGGUUGGGCUGGCCUCCGGCGGGUCUCCUCCGGCUGGGCUGGCGGGAUGCGGUCAUUGGGAUCGGCUGCAGCGCGGCAGCAGGAGCUUAAUGGGCCCGAUCUGGGCCCGGCUGGGCAGGGUGUCCGGCGUGCUCCCGCGCCUGCGUCCGGUCUGCUACGGCUUGUGCCAGUGGAGAACCAUUGCGAUUCUGGAUGGUAGAAGGUUCUGUGAUUGGGAAACAUACCGCUCAUUUUUUACUAGCUAUGAAAUUGAUGAAGAGUAUGUAAAGCUCUUUGAAGAAAUAUCAAAGAAAAUCAAGUGGCUUAAACGUUAUAUGGAAUAUGAACGAGCAUCUUCCAAGUGGAAGGAGAUGGAUGAUAGAGGAUUCUGCCAAGCAGCGAAGAUUGCGGCAGGCUUUCCACGCAUGAGCUAUAAGUUAACUUUAAUGGCCUAUGAGGAGAAUGUGUGGAAUCUGAUGUUUGAUUAUUGGCAACGUGAAGACAUUGAUCGUCUCUUUUUUGAGAUUUGGAAGUUUGCUACUAAGAAAAUGGGUGCCACUGAUAAGAAGAUCGAUUUUAGAGCUGGUUUGGUAGAUGUCUGUCGAAGGAAUAUAUUCCCUCGAUAUAGAAAGAGAAUGCAAUUCGCACUGGAUCAUAGUACUCUUUCUGAUUUGGAAUCAAAUUUUGAUACCUGCGUGGAAGACAUCCCUGAUGAUGCUACAGAGGAUGUAGCUUGGCGGUUGAUUACAUCGGCGGUUUGGAAUAAGCUUCAUAAACCCAAGAUGUGGCACCAAUAUAUUAUGAGGAAGAUGGAGAUUGCUAAACACAUUGGCUUGGGUCCACAAAAUUGACAUGUCUCGGAACCCAAGACACUGACAGAUGUAGACAACUGUUCCUUGUGAAAUCUUGUCCGUUGCUCGCUCACUUGCAAAUUAAUGAUGUAUCCGUUGUAUUGCAUAUAUUGAUGUUAGACUGGUGCUGUUGUUGCUGUGGUAAAUUAAUAUGCUAUCAUGGU